GCUGAACGGGCACUAAUGAUGUCUUUAUAGUGCACUGAUUGCUCUUGAAUUCAUCUGUUUCUUCCUCUUACUUUCCUCUGUUUACCGAAGCCCGCUUCAGUAUCAGGAUCUGAUCACGCGCGACUGAAGUGUUUGGAGCUCUGCCCAACAGCUCUUUUCCACCGCCAUUUCUUUGUGCGUGUCAACGGUCUCCAGCUUCUGUCAGCUCAGAAUCCAACACCAACCACCCAACAUCACACGAACAUUCUCACUUGCUCUAAUCCAUCAUCAUUACUACGACUAUGAUGGAAUUUCAUCAUCCACACUCACAACUGCCGCCGCGACCGGACUCGUCGAUAUUUGUUCGGCCGCCUCCUCGCACACCAGCGAAUCCUCCUGUUCUUCCUCCCAGCGGUUCAUAUAGCCUCCCUCCCCCCUCUCCUGCUCUUCCUGCUCAGUCGACUGCCUAUGCGCCUUACGGAUAUCGUGAAUCUCGUCCGGUGAUCUACGAACCUACACAACCAUAUACUUCUGCGCCUCUUCCUGUGUCGUCUGCAUCUGCAUCUGUCAGUAUUCCGCCAUCGCCUCCAUACUCUCAGCCGUCACCAUUGUUGAUGGGUGGUUCAAGCGGUUAUCAUUUACCGCAUGUGAACCAUGGGUCGCAGGGGCAGAACCAGAGCCAGAAUCAGCGGGGAUUUUUUGAAAACAGGGGCUUGAAUACAGCGUAUAGUGAAGGCACAACCGAUCAUUCCUCCGCGCCGCCAGCCAUGAGCAAUCGCCAAAUGCCGCCGCCAUCCCCGCCCCAACAUUACCCCACAUCCAGAGGACAAUCGGCGAAUGCACCCUCUCUUCCUACUGCCUUCUUGUCCCGUGAGCAACAUCCCAGCAACCCGGGUCAUCGUCCCGGGAGUAGCAUGUCAAUAUCCGCCAUGCUUGGCUCGGACGCUGACCGGCCACCUCGGGAUGUAGGCCCCUUCUCUCGUCCUCCUGUUUCCUCCUCUCCUUCUCCAUAUACCAGUGCUCCUCCUUCCGCGAAUCCCAAUGCCAUGUCUCCCCCGGCGAGGCCUACCUCCCUCGAAUACCCGUUCUUCCGGCGAUCCCAGACGCCCGAAAAGUCGUUUGCGAGAAACCACCCUCCAGCUCGUCCAUAUCGGUCGAGUUCCGGGGGUGUCUCACAGGCGUCUAUCACAGAGCAGUCAAAGUUUACCCCUCUGUCGUCUCGUGCGCCGCCAUCCUCACAAUAUCCCGACAAACCUGGCUCCUCCCAACCAUCUCCCCCGAUUUCUUCAGCAGAAACUGCUUACAACGAGUCGCGUCGCUUGAGUCUUAAUGACUCGAUCCCCCGGCCCAACAGUCAGCCCCAGAUCGAGCACCUCACACGUGGUCCUGGCUACAGUCCACUCUCACGAUCGACACUAUCCUUGGGGGAUGGUGCUGCUGCUCCGGCAGCUGCCCUUGCCACGGCUCAGUCGCGUCCGACACCAUUCUCGGAGCAUGGCCGAUUUGGAAGUCUCUAUCCCGACCGCCAUUCGGAGGAACUAGCGCAACGGGAGAAAGAGAGAACGAUAGGGCAGGAGCUCGAUGCUUCCCGAUCAUCAGGCCACCGGUACAGUGCUUACGGAGAUCGAGAGACGUUUGGCCGGCUGCAAGGGCCCGGGGCAUGGGAACUUGGUCGCUCGCAACCUCCUUCACCAGAAAAUAAGCGCUUCCCUGCACCUGAACAUAGUCCGGGUUUCGGAUUCGGUGCGAUUCAGAGUUACACCAAGUCAUUGGGUUCCCAGGCGGGAAGUAGCUCGCGACCUGUUUCUCUAUCCGCUCAAACCCAGCCUACGCCUCCACCCAGCGAGCAACCACCUUAUCUACACAAGCUACAGACUGAGCCGCCUCGACUGUUCAGCUCCGGUUUAUCUACGGGUCCAUCACCCCUGCCGCAACCUCCCACAGAUGACCGACGCAAAGGAAGUGACGAACUUAUGCACCACCGCAACCUCCUCGGAGUUGGUGCAGAAAAGCGUGGUCGCGCUUCGCCCCUGCCCCAAGCAGUACAAGGUGCCUCAGGCCCUGGAGGGGAGUCGAGUAUCAAGAAUGACUUGGGCCGUGUGUUCUCCGGCAUCGGAAGUGGUGUCGGUGGUGUUACCGCCCCGACAGCAGGAAGCACAAACUCCACCCCUAUCAUGAGUCCCUUCAAGCGAGAUAGCGGUACCGCUCGAUCCACAAAUGGCGAUGUCCCGAACGAUGAAGCUAAGAUUUCUCGGCCUGGUUCCACCACCGGCAGACGAUCAAGAAAGUCGCGAGAGGAAGAAGUUCAGUCAGUGGAAGGUGACAUGGUUGACCUGCGGACUGGCCUAUCGGGACGUGGUCGGCGAGGACGACAUGCCCACCACCACCAUCAUCAUCACCACCAUCACCGGAAGCCAGAAGAAGAGGGGCGGCCGAUGUCAUCCAUGAACUCUUUCCACCGUGCGUCGACGGUAUCAGCAGAGGGUAGCUCCGGAGUAAAUCCGCAUCACCACCAUCAUCAUCACCAUCACCAUCACCACCAUCACCCCUCCCGAACAUCAGCUCCUGCCCUCAACACCUUGUCGCCUAUGCGUGAACCUCGGACCGUGGUAAACAUUGAGUCCGUACGGUCCAGCGUUUCUCAUCUUCCACGUCAUCACCUCGGUUCGACCCUAUACACACCACGUAUUGGGGUCCCAACCACCAAAUCCCCGUUGGAGAGUGCCAAAUUUGGAUACACGUCGACGCCCCAGCCACUCCCGCGGUUUGAAGGCAAGGAGAACUGUACGUUUACGGUGCGUGUGCCUCGAUACAGGAUCGACGCGGCCCGUCGCGAGGAGAUUUGUGCACGCCGAGCUUUGUGGGGAACAGGUGUCUACACCGAUGACUCAGAUCCCGUUGCCGCUGCUAUUCACUCGGGAUUCAUCCGCGGCGCCUGGGGAGAAGAUGUGGACGAGAGCUUCCUCGAUCUGGAAAUCAGAGACACCUACCAGCAUGCGCCGCCACCAUCGGAGGAAGAACGCGGGUCGAAUCAACCCCGGAUUCCACCGGUGCCACCCGCGGACAAGGAUCUCCACAUCACCUUGUUGGUCCUCCCCAAGCUGGACAAGUACGAUCAAAGUGUGCUGUUUGGCAUCAAGUCGCGGACCUGGGAUGGCAAUCAUGAUGGUGUGAGCUUUCAGGUCAUGCGCGUUGAUUGGGUUGAAGAAGGUGCCGGGCGCGGCGAAGAGCGUGGCGGCGAAGCACGACGGAAACGUCUGCGCAACCUGAUGCAGACCGGAAAAAUUUGCACCGGGCCUGCAGUGGUUAAGCUGGAGGACCUUCGCAAUCACGGUUUAGAAGUUGAUGCGCGGUCGAAGAUGCGGAUGAACAAGGAACAGCGGUCUACCGUGCAGCCAGUCUCAUGAUUCUACUUUUGUUGGGCUAUACCCCUUUCUUUAAUGUUCUUAAUGCAUUGGUUUUGAUACUUUGUUUGCUAGCAAGGCGCGUGCAAUGGGUUGUUGUGCAAUGGGUUGUUAUUCAUGGGAGGUUCUUGUUGGUUGAUAUACUAUAUGAUAUCUAACGGUGCUUCUCUAUUCUAGUGCUACUAUGGUACAAUCCGGGGCAGCGGGAACGGAUGAAAGGAGAUGACGUCUGCCAAUGAAAGUUUAUAGCAGUAAUGGCUGGCUGUUCUAUGAUUCUUUUUCUAUUUUUUUUUUUUUUUUUU
Messenger RNA from Aspergillus ruber CBS 135680, 3685 nucleotides. RefSeq lists its product as uncharacterized. NCBI's taxonomy places the organism in Eukaryota, Fungi, Ascomycota, Eurotiomycetes, Eurotiales, Aspergillaceae. The coding region runs from base 285 to 3386 and encodes 1033 amino acids. The record is from RefSeq and is a predicted model, not a curated record. The transcript has 3 exons.